Bathycoccus prasinos is the source of this 534-nucleotide messenger RNA. RefSeq lists its product with no specific name. NCBI's taxonomy places the organism in Eukaryota, Viridiplantae, Chlorophyta, Mamiellophyceae, Mamiellales, Bathycoccaceae. The record is from RefSeq and is a predicted model, not a curated record. Bases 1 to 534 code for a protein of 177 amino acids. The transcript is spliced from 2 exons.
AUGACCGCGGCUGGAGGAGGUAAAUCCGGCUACGACGCCGCGAACGACGCGGCGAAGACGCGAGCGCAGCAAGAGGCGGCGAGAGGAAAAGGCGCGUGGGACUGCGAAAAGUAUUGCGAGAUAUUACCAGAAGACGAAGCGAGAGUGUUCGAGGAGAUCGCGACGGCGAACGAGGGAGAUUUCGUCUUCGAAGGCAUUCCGUGCGUGCAACCGAGGACGGAUUAUGCACAUUUGGCGUUUUUCUUCGACGGGUGUCGAUAUCGCAUCUUAGCGGACGUGACAGAAAAAUGCCAAGAUAUCAAAAAGAGACUCUGGGAGAAAGGAUGCGGCAAAGGCGAACCGAUGUCAACUGGUCGAAGGAGGACUGUUGAAGAUUGGCGAGAGUUGACGCUAUUGUACUCGUGCGAGAUUAUACCCGAAGACACGACGUUAUUGGAUUUUGGCGUUCCGCCCGGAUGUAAAUGUUUGAUUGCAAUCGAAACGGCGAUAUUAGAAUCCGGGAAACCUUCUGCUUCCGAUCCGUAUUGGAACUAG